AUGGCCACCCACAACCUCCCUACCAGGACCAAGACGGCCAAUGAGUCCGACGACGAGGCCGUACCGGACGGUGACCCCUCGAACACUGCCGGUUUGCUGAUCGAGCGGUUGCAGGCUUGGAAGCAUAUGUGCGGAUACCUGGAGAACUACAUUUCGGCGGUCGCCAAAGAUCAAGCAGGCCGGGCAAAGGACCAAGAGAAGAUCCUCAAGACCCUUUCAAACCCUCUGCGUGAGGGCCACCAUUUCGAGACGGCUCUGGGCGGCAUCGCUGGCCUCUUCGAGAAUCUACGCGCCAACACGCAAGGCCAGAGCACCCUGUACACCGAAACGUCCAAGAGCUUGACGGGGUCUGUCCUGCCCAUCCUCGAGCGACUGCACACGGAGAUCAAAAACAAGAACAAAGAGAUUGCCAAUGGGGCAGGCAAGGGGUCCAAGGCGGUCGAGCAAUCCCGAGUGACAUCGCAGAAACACAUUGAACUGCUGGGCCAACAAGUGGCACAUUUCGAUUCCAGCGGUGGCAGGGUGACGGCACACCAUGAUCCAUAUGUGCUUAAACGGCAAGCGUUGCAUCGGCUCAACAAGCAGCUGCUUGAAGAGAACAACAACAGACAAGACCUGAUCGCGGUGCAGAACUCGUUUUCCCAGUUCGAGGCCCACAUUGUCACCACCGUGCAGACCGCAUUGAAUUCCUACAACCAGUUCAUGAGCGGCCAAGCGGACCGUCUCAAGGCCAUGUUCGGCGACAUCGCAUCCACCGCCAGCAACAUCCCAUUGGACUUUGAAUGGAAUGGCUUUGUGAAACGGAAUCAACAUCUCCUGGUGAACCCCAGCGCAGCACCGAGGUCAAUGGACGGUGUCUCAUUUCCGAACGAAAACCAUCGCGCCACCAAGCCCUUGAUCGAAGGAUCUCUCGAGCGCAAACAUCGUGGUAUGGGUGCCCUCAAGGGUUACAGCACCGGCUACUAUGUGGUCACCCCGGCGGGAUAUUUACACGAGUACAAGGACAAUGACAAUUUCCACAAGGACCCUGUUCCUGAGGUGUCGUUGUAUCUGCCGGAUUGCAUUGUCGGGGCGGUCGAUGGACCCAAAUUUACCAUCAAGGGCAAAGACUCGUCGGGCGGCAAGUUUGGGCAGAAGAUGGCCAUCACUUCCGAGUUCCAGUUCAAGGCUCACACGAAUUCCGAUGCCCAGCAGUGGCAGUCUAUUAUUGCCAGCUUCUCCCAGUCUUCCAAUAGUCUGCCCACGAGCCCGGUGGAGAGUCGGAACAUUACCCCGAUUACCACCAACCUGGAUGAACAGACCCAGGGCGUGACAAGUGGGCCACACAGCGCUAAAUCGCCUGAGACUGCUGGUACAACGGGACAGACGCCGGUUUCAGCAAGCGCAACAGCCCCGGCUUCAGCUGGACCGUACCAUGGUGCUCCGGCCUCGAACCCGCUGGAGGACCGAAAGUACGUUGAGAAGUGA
This is a messenger RNA of Exophiala dermatitidis NIH/UT8656, 1467 nucleotides long. RefSeq lists its product as uncharacterized. Bases 1 to 1467 code for a protein of 488 amino acids. NCBI's taxonomy places the organism in Eukaryota, Fungi, Ascomycota, Eurotiomycetes, Chaetothyriales, Herpotrichiellaceae. The transcript has a single exon. The record is from RefSeq and is a predicted model, not a curated record.